Rotaria sp. Silwood1 is the source of this 2289-nucleotide messenger RNA. The record is from the annotation of a GenBank genome assembly. Lineage: Eukaryota; Metazoa; Rotifera; Eurotatoria; Philodinida; Philodinidae.
AUGUCUGGAACAAGUGACCCGUUUUGUAAUAAUCGUCUUUACCAAUUACUCACUCAACGAUCAAUUUAUUCAAAAGAUGUUUUACAAGAACUGAAUUCAAUACUUCAUGAACAACCAGAAUUAGCUAGAUUAUGUCAUCCAAUUGAAGGCUCUUAUUUUCAUAUUAUUUGUCGAAAUUCCAGUGAACAAGAAAAUGUAGCUCAUCGGAUGAUUUAUGCCUUGAGUAAUGCUGGCGCCAAUCCGAAUAUUACUGAUGGAAAAGGCAAUACACCUUUACAUGAAGUUCUUAUUCGAGGUUUUGUUGAUAUUGGACUUGAUCUUGUUCAGGCUUUAUUUCGUGUUGGAGUUGAUCCACGUAUUUUAAAUAAACAAGAAAAAACAGCCGAUGCUUAUCUAGAAGAUAAUCCACAAUUAAUUGCAUUAUAUACUGGUUAUGGAGAAGGAAUUUGGGCAGCUAUUGAAAUGAAUAAUAUUCAGGAAACGGAACGAUUGAUAAAAGGUUUUAUUAAAGUCGACUGUAAACAUAAUAAUAAUGAAACACUUUUGGAGAAAGCUCGUAAUUUGAAUUGUACUCAAAUAAUUCGUAGUCUUGCUGAUUAUCAAGUAACUAUUGAAUUUAUUCAUUCAAUACUUGCAUGUGAUUGGGAAAGAACAUCGCUUAUACAUCAAUAUGAAGGUCAAUUUAUAAAAAUUAAUACCUUAGAUUCUAUUCAUGCAUUUACAUGGGCACGAACAGUAAACCGAACAUAUUCAAAACCAAUACUUGAAUUUUGCCUUGAUACAAAAUCAUUAGAACCAUUUGAAAUUAUAUUUAAUUCAUCAAUAUUAAAAUCUAAAAUUGAUGUUAAUAUAUUAUGUACUGAUGGUUUACCAUUUUAUUUUCAUAUGUUUGAUAAUUAUAUUUCAAAUGAUAUUCAACAAUUUAUUUUAUCAAAUGCAAAUAUAAAUAUAAAAUCAUCAAAAGGUGAAACAUUUUUAUUUCAUCUUGUUCGUUUAUAUGAUCAAAAUGAAAAUAAGGAAUAUUUAAAUACAUUUAAUAAUUUACUUAAUAAUCAACCAUUACUUCUUUCACAACGUAAUGAACAGGGACGCACAAUUGUAGAUGAUGUUGAAUUAACAUCAUCAUUAUCUUAUUAUAAAUUACGAAUAUUUUAUGAUACAAUUAAAAAUGUAAUUAUUGAUCAAAUGAAAAAUAGUAUUAUUAUUGAACGUUUUGUAUUAAAUGGUUUUGGUUAUCAUUUAUUAUUAUUUUUUAAUGAUGAAAAAAUACAAUUAACAAAAUUUGUAAAUGAUUUAUUACGUUCAUUAAAAUUACGACAAGGUUUACCAGCUUUAAUGUAUGAUUUAACACAAGCUAUAGAAGAUGAUGAUUUAGUAAAAAUACAAAAUACUUUUAGAAUUAAAUCAAAUAUUUAUUUUGCUAAAGAUUGGUCUGGAAGAACAUGUGCACAUUUAGCAGUACUUUAUCAACGUCGACAAAUUCUCAGUUUUAUUUGUGAAAAUUAUAAUAAUGUUAUUAAUCUAAGAGAUAAUCUUAAUCGUACACCAUUACAUUAUGCAUGUAUUAUGAAUGAUGAAAUAGCAAUUAAUAUUCUUCAACAAGCACUUGCAAAAAAAAUAGCUGAUUGUCUAAAUUUAUUUCCUGAUGAUUACAAAAAUAAUCGUGAUCUAUGUUGUGAAGAAUUUUAUGCACAAGGUUUUCCUAAAAAUGAACUUCAAAAAUGUUUACCAGGUUUAUGUGAUUAUUUAAAAUUAUCAUUUUAUUUUCCUUUAAAAAAAGCGAUUGAAGAAAAUUCAAUUGAUAAUAUUAAAUUAAUUAAUAAUGAUAUGAAUACGAUGGGUUUUUAUCUUGAAGAUUUUAAUCCAAAUUCAUAUGUAAAUGAUUGGUUACAAGGUCAACGUUAUGUACCAUUAUUAUUUCUUGCACUUGAACAUCGUUCAAUAUCAUCGAUUCAAUGUUUAAUUGAAUUAGGUUUACCACCAAUUGGUCGAAUGUAUAUAUCAAAAUCAAUAAAUAAUAAUAAUUCUCGAUGUGUUUCAUUUCGAACACGUGCUGAAGAACUUGAAUGUUUUGAUAUUAUUGGCAUGAUUAAUGAUUUAGAAGAUGAUAAUGAAUUAAAAAAUAUUUUUAAACAACAUUUAUCAUCACGUAAAACAAGUCAUAGUCAAACAUCAAUCAAAUUAGAAGAACAAUUAAAAAGAAAAAAAUUAUCUCAACAAGAAUCGAAUGUACAUAAACAUUAUGUAGAAUUUGACAAUAAUAAAUCACAAACUUGUAUUUUAUUGUAA